CUGAAGAUGAAGCUAUCUGUUAUUCUCGUAUUAUUUUUGGUAGUGUGUUGUGAAGGUUUUCUCUUCAAUUGGUUUGGAGCCAAAUGGAAUGGUUUGAAAGUUACAUGGGGCUUGAAUAUUUUCAGUAAAAAUGUAUUUUCAUCUUUACCAAGAACUGUUGCUGAUGCCAAGUCAGAUGGUUAUCAACUACUCUCUCAAACAUGUUCAGGACUGUUUGAAGGCUAUAGAUAUAUUAAGAAUGGUGAUAAUGCAGUAAUUCUUAUCUUCGAUACACAGGGAUUCAUUGCUGGUCUUCAAGUUGGGGUGAAGAAUGGACAGGCAAAUGGCUAUCCCUUCCCUAGUCAGAAACCACCAUUUGUCACUGAAGGUGACUACAACUACCUUACUGCCUACUUUGUUGAACCAUCUACUAUUUGUAAAUCUGGUAGAUCACAAAGCGAGUUCGAUACACAAGGCACUGGAACAGGUCUUUAUUUCCAAAACAGUACGAAUCCCCUGAAAGAUCUGGUAAAAAUUCCCAUGAAACCAGAUGAUCUCCAGAAUACCAAAUGGGUAAAGGGGAAAUGUUUCCCUAGCAUGGGUUUACAUUAUUGGUAUGAUUUGAGCGAAGAUUUAUCCUGCCAAAGUAUGUUCCCCGUAUUUUUGUUAUACAAUGGUGGUGAUCUUAAUGGUUUUGGGUGGGCUAUGACAACUGAUCUCGACUCAAAACGAUAUGAACAUCCAACUCCAGAUAAAUUUAGUGCCUUUAUGACCGAAGUACCAACCUGCCUUAAUACCAUUGGAACAAUUUCUACUAUGCAUGUAUAUUUGACAUCCAAACCUCUCCUAAAUUUCUGUUAAAUUACGAAAGUUCAGAAAGAUGUAGAAAUUCAGGGCGUGUUAUUUCAUUUAACAAAAGAACCACGUUUACGCCUCCACCGUACAGAUAAAAAACUUGAGACGGUGAGCUCAAGUCGACUGGCCAAUCAGAGUCGGAUUUGUCCCUGUCAACAUUGGCGAAGGGCUCGCGUCGAAAAAUUUACUGACUACAAACAACUGAAAUCAAAUGGGUAGUGGCAGAUUUCAACUACUCCGGUCGACGACAAUGUGCAAUUUUUGCUCGAAAGUGAAAAUGAUCAACCGACGACAACUAGUGGCAACUGAGAUUUUUCUGUGGUCGAUAUGCACAUUUAAUCCAGAAGUUGAUCAGAUCGGUUGAUCGGAUAUCGCAAGAUAUAGUUGGCAGUCGUUGAAAAUUAAAGAAAAUCCAAAUGUCAUAUUCUGCCAGUUGCAGGAUCAACCUGAGACUACCUUCAGUGCUUAGUGAAAACUGUGCUUGUUAUAGCUCUUUUCUAUACUAUUUUUAGUUUUUCUAU
This is a messenger RNA of Lottia gigantea (owl limpet), 1355 nucleotides long. RefSeq lists its product as hypothetical. The coding region runs from base 7 to 840 and encodes 277 amino acids. Lineage: Eukaryota; Metazoa; Mollusca; Gastropoda; Lottiidae. The transcript has 8 exons. The record is from RefSeq and is a predicted model, not a curated record.